CGCUUUGGAGGAGGGAUGUUCUUGGCUUUGGGCAGGCUGUCACAUUUGCAAACAGAGAAAUUAGAUGGUGCCGCUGUCUGUCUGCAGGUAGACGAGACGAAUAGGUUUAAUGCCUGACAAUAGAAAUUCACUUUAAGAAAAAAAAAACAGUUUAGCCUGGUUGGAAAGGCUGUGCGUCUCAAAACGAAAUGUACUGAAAGAAACCGAGGCAGUUGUGGGAAAGCGUGGGAUAUCGGUACAGCCUUGAAAGAGCUGUGGAGAGGCACGCAUUUCGCAAGGAACUUCACAAAAAAUCACAGCCAGCAAACAAAACCCAUCAAGCUAGCUGGCUAGCUACCAUCACGAAGAAUGAACGCUUUAAAGAGAGUCAGGGAGGAGGAGCGCGAGCUCUCGGUGAUGUCAGACAGCGAUGCUUGCGAAGAUGACGCUAGCAGCGGCUUCCCGCUGGACCUGUCCGGAGGCGCCGGGAAGCGCCGUCGCCGUGGAAACCUGCCGAAGGAGGCCGUGCAGGUGCUGCGGAGCUGGCUGUACCAGCAUCGCUUCAACGCCUAUCCGUCCGAACAGGAGAAACUGAGCCUGUCAGGCCAGACCGGCCUCUCUGUGCUGCAGAUUUGUAACUGGUUCAUAAACGCUCGGAGGCGUCUGCUCCCCGAUCUCUUACGGAAAGAUGGGAAGGAUCCAAACCAGUUCACCAUCUCCAGACGGGCAGGGAAGGGCGACGCCCGCCUGGGGGGGGGAGGGAGUCCCGGGUCACCAGAGCCCGCCCCCUCUCCUGUCCCCCUCCCUCACCUCCGGCCCUCCGUCAUUUGCCCCGCCCCCACACUGGACCUCAGCAUGCUGGGCAGCACCGCUACUGCCAUCCUGACUGGCGCCACCUGUUUGGCCCCGCCCCCGACGGACACGCGGCCCGGCCCCGGAGAAGCCCCGCCCCCCGCUGCGUGCGGCGUCAGCCCCGCGGGGGGUCUGUACAACACCCCGCCGCCCACGCCCCCCGAGCUCCGCCCCCAGGACUUCAGCGACCUGCGGCUGCUGGUGGAGGCGGCCAUGCAGAGAGCGGCCGAGCUGGACCUCCAGAAGAGGGUCGGAGGGGGACCCCUCCAAAAGGGGGUCUCGGACACCCCGGGCGGCGCUGCUUCGGAUGCCUCCACGGUCACGGGGCUUGGCCCCCAGGCCCCCCGCCUGCAGGCCGUUUCUACGGCGACAGUCCUGAGCGACGCGAGGAAGUCGGAGGUCACGGGCCUAUCCCACGGCCUGAGUGCCUACGAGCCCAGCGUGUGGGCUGUCGCGUGCAGGGAGUCCCCGCCCACCCCACAGCCAAGCCCCGCCCCUUGUGUUUGGGCCCCCCCUCACUCUGUGCUCGCUGUGCAAGAGGCUGUCAACUAGCUGGAUUGGGAUGGGGGGGUACUGAGAAAUGAAUGUAGGCGCUAUGACUUGUGGGAAACGCCUUUAGCCAAGUGGUCAUUUUGUAAAUGUUACAUCUGCAUUGGUCUGUGUGGAUGUGCCACAUCUAUGAGCUUUUCUUUUUCAGUCUAGAACCAAACUCCUCACUGAUAUAGGAGUUAAGGGGUCUUGUAUCUUGCUUUCUUGAGAUGGAAAGAUUGGCCCAGUUACCAGGGUAGAAUCUAUAAUGGGCAUGUGUUUACCUGUGCUUACACAAGCCUUUUUUAUUUUGAAGGUUUUUUUUUGUAAGACAUUUUAUUUUAUUACUACAUUAGAUGUCGAGACCAUUUUAAGGCAGCACAACGGCCACAACCCAUUCUCGCGGUGUCCUGACGCGUCAUGAAAACUUUCAGGCUUUGCGUGGCCAUACAGGGCUAGAGGGGAAACUGUUUGAGAAAUGCACAAUCUUUGCCUUUUCGACGGUUCGGCGCUACUGGGCCUUUUCCUGCUGGACAGUAUUCUCAUAUUCUCAAACUGGCACAUACAGACACGCAAUGAAGUCUCUCAACUGUUGUGCCACGAAAAGUUGAAUGUAAUGUAUGUUUUUUUUUAUCCGGAGAUGGAACGGCAAUCUGAGCUACAUCCACUCUCUUCUGAGGUGAAAUACCAUUCAGAGUGUUCUUUCCUCCCAUUUGCAGGAGCAGUCAUUUCAGCUUCGUUUUGUAUCCACAUAUGCACUUUAAAAAUUAAUCUGGCGGGGGAAAUCAUUGUUAUUCAGGCUCUCGGGUGUAACUCCGUUUUGCGACUUAACUGAGUAGUACAGAAUGUAAUUAUUACUGUUUGUGUUCACAAUUUCAGCUGUAGAUGAACUCCCAAAGCUGAAUUAAUGGCUUCUAUCCGUUAUUCAGACCUAUCGACAGUACGCAUUGCAGGUUGAAGGAGCCAGAUCUCUACUGUAGUUCAGAGAAAUUCUCCACUGUCUGGAGGUCCCGUCAACAUGCGCAAAAUAUGCAUCUCCAGAGUUCUUAGCUCUACUUUUGAACGUGUUUGCGCGCUACCCUUGCGAUCGCUUUCUUUGUAUGGUGAAUAUUUUGAGGUGGCCUACAUUGGUAGACCGUAACCAUUUUAUUUUUUGAUUUGCGUUAAUUAGUGUCUUCGUGUGUGUUCGUGUUGUUUCAUCAAUCUCCCUCAAUUUUGUUGAGAAAUCGAAUUCCUGUUUUAUAAGGAUUUUUUCAGGUUGUGGCUCUGGUAAUGUCGAUGUUUUAAUCAACCGUCUAAAUUUGCAUUUGGCGCUCGCCUUGUAGAAAAUGGCUAUGUUUUUACAUUAAAAGAAAAUUAACUGGUCACAAAACAACCAUGCCCGGCGAUGUUGCGGUUUUUUUCUAUCAUCCACUGUUCCUAGACGGCAGUAGUUUCAAUGAAACGAAAUGGUAGCUUUGGAUACUUGUUCCAGAUAUUGCAAUUUACGCACCGGAUUUUACAUCAGUAAUCUCGGCUGUGAACCGGCACAGACGACGUGAAAAUUUUUCAGGAAAAUUAUUCUUUGCCUUUUCUGCCUCGCGUUAAAUACUAACAGAACGAACGAUUGUCUCGAAAUCAUCCAGUAAGUCUUAAAAACUGUAAAACCGCCACCUACCACCCUUCCAGAGUACAAGAUGUCAGUUUGAAUCCUCAUGCAGAAACGCUGCGCUUUUCGGCGCCGCUGGGGUCUCUGGCGUUCCCCACUUCUUUUUAGUUUGAAUGUAAACGUGUUGUUUGUUGUCCUUCAGGUAGAGAUAGGAAGCUUUUCCUUUGCUUGUCGCCAGGGCGUUUCGGGCCUUCAGGCAUUGCACACACGGGAAAAAGUGGACCAGUCAGUGUUCUGUGACCGCUAGACUGCAUGUUAUCCUCCAAGACCCUGUGUGUUUGUACUACGUGCUGUGAUGACAUUCAUUUAGAUUUGGUUUCGUUUCUUUUGCGUCAGAAAAAAAAUACUUUGUAGCAGCUAUCUUAUUCUGAAAUGAAAGAAUGAAUGGAUGUACCAAAAAAAAAAAGCCAGAUUGAAAUGCAUGCUUUGUUCCUGGGUCCAAGUCAGAAGCUUGUACCUUUGUACAAAUGGGUUAGUGUAGCAUAUUUUAAAUGAAGAAAUGCAUUCUAAAGAUGUUUUAUAUGCUAUUUCAUCUUAGCAUGGGUUAGUAAGUGGAUUGGCAAUAGUGCCUUAUCUGGGAUCAAGAGGAAAGCAUCCUCUCUCUUCAGAUAAACUGUUGGAUAGUGUGCAAUAUUUGUAGCCUUAACAUUCAAUGUGAUUUGUACAAGAGUUUCAGAGAAUAAAAGGUCCGUUUUCAUAA
This is a messenger RNA of Anguilla anguilla (European eel), 3707 nucleotides long. Its product is annotated as homeobox protein TGIF2-like. Gene Ontology annotation, biological process: regulation of transcription by RNA polymerase II. The transcript has 3 exons. Lineage: Eukaryota; Metazoa; Chordata; Actinopteri; Anguilliformes; Anguillidae. The coding region runs from base 349 to 1383 and encodes 344 amino acids. Gene Ontology annotation, molecular function: DNA-binding transcription factor activity, RNA polymerase II-specific; RNA polymerase II cis-regulatory region sequence-specific DNA binding. The record is from RefSeq and is a predicted model, not a curated record.